Cynara cardunculus var. scolymus (artichoke) is the source of this 3164-nucleotide messenger RNA. RefSeq lists its product as uncharacterized. NCBI's taxonomy places the organism in Eukaryota, Viridiplantae, Streptophyta, Magnoliopsida, Asterales, Asteraceae. The record is from RefSeq and is a predicted model, not a curated record. Bases 312 to 2936 code for a protein of 874 amino acids. The transcript has 4 exons.
ACCCAAAAAAACCUCCUUCUUUCUCUCUCUAAAAAACCUUCCUUUCUUUCAGAGAGAGACACUGGCCCAGCAGAUCGAUAUUUUUUACAUAUACCCAUCAACUGAUGAUGAUGAUGAUGAUCUAAGCUCCUUCAAUGGCAGUUCUUUUGUUUAUUGUUUCUAAUAAUUGUUACUGUUAAUUAUUAAUUAUUUAUUUAUCAUUCCCACCUGUCUAUUUUUGCUUCAAGAUUCUUGAGUUCAUGGCGACUGGAAGAAAUUGUUCAGUCUUCAAUUCUUGAAGCAGAGGCCAAAUAAGGAUGUGGGUCUAAGGUAUGGGAACAGAAGUACAGUCGAAAAGCUCUUUUGAAGGGUAUUACUCCAUGAGGGAUGUUAACGAGGAUUCCAAUAGUAGUAGCUGGCCUCUCUUUUACGGGGAAAAAGCUUUGAAUAAUGGUCAUUAUUACAACGGCUUCAUACCAAGGUCAACCAUUGCAGAUGCACAUCCGGGGUAUGACAAGGAUGCAUUAAAGCAAAAAAUGCUUGAACAUGAAGACAUCUUCAAAAAACAGGUUUCUGAACUUCAUCGUCUUUAUAAAAGACAAAGAGACAUGAUGGAAGAGGUCAAAAGGAAGGAGUUCCAUAAGCAUCGGGUUUCUAAUGAUGCAUCAUCGUCUUCAAGUCUCUUGCCAUCUCAAAAGCCCUACGACAAAUGGCAAGUACCGAGCUUCCCGUUGGCUAACUCCACUUGUGCUAGACCUUCCAUUUUUGGAGCAGAGAUAAGUAACAAUUCUCCUUUAAGUUGUUCAAAAGGGAAUAAUAGUUCAAAAGAUUGUGAAGUCGUGGAGUGUAGACCUUCUAAAGUCCGAAAAAAGUUAUUCGAUCUUGAACUCCCCCCUGAUGAGAACAUUGACCAUGAAGAACACGAGCAAAUCCAAUAUAAGCAGCAGGCAUCUGAAGAAUCAAGUUAUAAAGCUACUUCUUCUGGUCAAUGUUUUAGGGGGUCUAAUGGAUUGGCUGAUCUUAAUGAACCCAUCCAUGCUGAAGAAGCAAUUGGUCAAGUGUCGGUUGAUGGUCUUAAACCAACGGUAUCACAGUUUCUUGGCUCGACCCAUGAGUUAUCUGAGAAGUCUCAAAGUGGACGUCCUGGUGGGCCGUUCAACCCUUUAGCGAUUGAGGGAAAAGGCAAUGGAAGAGAUUGGUUGUCCAAUACGCGUGAAACAGGGAAUAGUAGAAGCAAUAUGAACUUCACACCAGGAACUUAUACCGAAAUUUCUACAAGAAUUCAGGAUCAUUCCCGUUUUAAUCAAACCCCUUUGCCUUUUGCCACCUCACGUACAUCUGGUUCAUACGCUUUUGUGAAUUCCUCAGAUUUGGGAAAUUCUUGGGGAAAGCCGAAUGGUAGUUUGACUCAUAAGUUGACUUCGUUUCAGAAACAACCGUCUUUUCUGUCAUCUCCGCAAAGCCAUGUGGCUUUUGGAGACAAGUGGCGUACGAAUGGAUGUUAUACACCAAAUGGAAUCUAUCGAGGGUUGUCAUCUGGGUCGAAAGAACCAUUAGCCCGCUUGCCGUCUGGCGGUUUUGAUAAUCGAAACUGCAAUAAUCUUGAAGAUAGAUCACAAAAGAUCUUUAAAGGUUCAAACUUUAUAGAUUUGACGGAUACUACAAAAGGUAUGGACUUGAAUACGGUUGAAACUGUGUCUAAUGACGACAAUAUUGCGAGAAAAGGCAAUCAAACAGUGAUGCCAUGGCUUCGAGCCACACCAGCUAUCUGUAAAAAUGAUGCCCCUUGUGAUCAGUCGAAAAACGAGGAGAAAGUUAAUUCGUUGAAUAAUGGAAAGAUUCUUGGGUUUCCAGUUUUCGGGAAUUCUUGCGUUUCGAAAAAUGAUUCUUCAUCGCUUGCUUCCACCUCUGCAUCCCUUCAUUGCCCUCCUGAAAAUAAAAAUAUAAAGAAGGAAAUAAUGGAACACAGAGGAUUCGACAUAAAUGUCGCUUGGGAUGAUCCUGAAAACAAGCAGAUUGAUCCGGAAGCUUCUAAUCUUGAGAAAGAAACAGAUACAGAAAUCGAGAAAAUCAAGAAUCACUUCGACUUGAAUUCAUGUGUGACUGAGGACGAAGAUUUUCUGGUACCAGAGUCUGUUAAAAGCUCGAGUGAGAAAAUGAAGAAGAUAACAAUGGAGAUAGAUUUAGAAGCACCUGCUGUUCCGGAGGUUGAGGAAGAAUCCGCCAUUGAUGUGGUCAAUAAAUUUGAUGUUUGCAAAGACGAAGAGCUUGCAAAAGUUGCAGCCGAAGCGAUAAUUGAGAUAUCCGGUCAGCAAAAUCAAGCGGGACCUAUGUCUGAGGUGGCGAUUUGUUCAGAUGAUAACGCUCGCCUCCUAUGGUUUGCAGAAGUCAUCGAAAACGUGGGUCCCGUCUGUAACGAGUUGGAUGAAUUCGAGCAGUUGACUUUGCAACUAGAGGAUACUAAAGAAGAAGAUUACAUGCCCAAGCCUUUGGCUCCUGAUUUCCGGGAGCCCGAUGAAGCGGGCCCGUCGACGGUCCCGUCCCGACCCCGAAGAGGUCAAGCACGGCGAGGUAGGCCCCGGAGGGAUUUCCAAAGGGACAUCCUUCCCGGUCUGGUUUCUCUUUCAAGGCAUGAAGUAACUGAAGAUCUUCAGAUAUUCGGAGGGAUGAUGAGAGCUACUGGGCAUUCAUGGAACGUAGGACUGACAAGAAGGAACGGAACCAGGGGAAGGCGGAAGGCCGUGGCCGUGGAGCCACCUCCUGCCGCCACUCCACCACCUCCCCCGCCACCACCACCACCACCACCACCACCGCCGCCGCCCUUGUCGGAGCAGCUCAACAACAUGGAAAUGGUGGGAUUGGAGGAAAGAAGCUUAACAGGGUGGGGGAAGACAACUAGACGUCCCCGGAGACAACGAUGUGCUGCGGGUAGUUCGGUGGCGGUCCCGUUAACGUAAUUUUUGUGCAUUUUAUUAUUAUAUCUACAUGAACUCUGAAUUACAGAGGGAGGUAAAGCAAUUUAGGGGAAGCUGAUUUAUGGCUUGUUGAGAGUGAAAAAUUGUUGUGGGGAAUGCCAUUGUACAUGUCUUUCUGUCAUAUCCCGAAAUCCGGGCCGACCCGACCCAAUCCAUGUUUGUCGUGUUUCUUUUUGCUAACUUGGUAUUAUUCAGAUAUUUCAUUUUGAU